This is a messenger RNA of Musca domestica (house fly), 1443 nucleotides long. RefSeq names its product venom serine protease. The record is from RefSeq and is a predicted model, not a curated record. Gene Ontology annotation, molecular function: serine-type endopeptidase activity. Bases 220 to 1428 code for a protein of 402 amino acids. The transcript is spliced from 6 exons. NCBI's taxonomy places the organism in Eukaryota, Metazoa, Arthropoda, Insecta, Diptera, Muscidae. Gene Ontology annotation, biological process: proteolysis.
GAAAGUAGAUACUUAAUAAACAACCGCAAGAAUCGCGUUGUCAAACAUUUCGAAUGGGCAAAGACAUGAUUUAGCCAGAGCUACGAGUCACGUACAAAAAAUUAAAAUUUUGUCAAUUUCAGUUGAAAUAGUUUCGGAGGCAAAUUGAUAGGGAAAGUGUUCCGUGUUAAGCGGAUAAUUAACUUUAAGUGGUUAUUAUUUGUGGAUUAGUAAUGCGUAAUGGUAAAAGUUAUGGUGGGUUAUCAAUUUUUCUUCCUCUUGACCAACGUGUUCUGCCUGCUCUUUGGCUCUGCUUCGGCUUUGUUUGAGGGCUGUGAUCAUACAUUUCAAAUAAAUCCCGGUACUACCUAUUUGGAAUCGCCAUAUUAUCCAAGUCACUAUCCAGCAGGGACAUCAUGCCGUUAUAAAUUUGUGGCACCAUUGGAUUAUGACAUAACUGUUAACUGUUCCAUUAAUUUGAAUAUGGGCAGCAAUGCCUGCAGCACAGAGUAUUUCUAUGUGGCCGUGGAUGGUGACGAAUAUCUACGUGGCUCAGAACAAUUUUGUGGUAAAGGUGUAAUCCAGCGUAAAUCUCUCUUCCGUUCGGUGGUAUUUGCCUAUACCUCGGGUGGUUCAUGGGGUAGUUUCCGUUGUCAGUUGUAUGCGGCACCGCAGCCAUGCGAUUGUGGCUGGUCGGUAAAUACGAAAAUUGUCAAUGGCCAGGAGACGGGUAUCAAUGAGUAUCCCGGUGUUGUGGCCCUUAAGACCAGCGAAGCAGCUCCACCCUUCUGUUCGGCAACCAUAAUUUCCCAUUAUUACCUGCUGACGGCGGCCCAUUGUACAGAAUUGGUGCCCAAUCCCGCAAGUUAUAUUAUUAAGGCUGGCGAUCACAAUUUGGCAAUUUCCACGGAAACCAAGUAUGCCGUAAACUACUAUGUGGCCCAAAUCAUUCAACAUCCUGGCUAUACCAGUAGACCCACCAUGAUUAAUGAUAUUUCAUUGCUGAGGACAACCACAGCCAUAGAGUGGUCCAGGGGAGUGGGACCCAUGUGCCUGCCACCACCAAUGGAAAACGAUUUCACCUACACCUAUGUGGAUUUGGUUGGCUGGGGUACCACCUCGUUUGCCGGUGCCUAUUCGGAUACCUUGCAAAAGACCACGGUCAUCAUAACCGAUAACGAGUCGUGUGCCAAGACAUAUAAUGAUACCACCAUCUAUCCAACUCAAAUUUGUACCUAUGAUUAUACCGGGACUAGUCGUGAUUCAUGCCAAUAUGAUUCUGGUGGGCCGGUCAUAAGACGUACUCUAAGGCAGUAUAUUUUGGGUUGCAUUAGUUUUGGUAAAUUCUGUGGCCAAGGAGGCUAUGCAACGGGUGUUAAUACACGUAUCUCAUCCUAUUUGACAUGGAUAUAUCAAAGUACUGGAUAUUCGACAUGUGUUGUGAGUUAAUGGAAAUUAAAAGAA